This is a messenger RNA of Musca domestica (house fly), 4304 nucleotides long. Its product is annotated as synaptotagmin-5. The transcript is spliced from 8 exons. Gene Ontology annotation, cellular component: membrane. NCBI's taxonomy places the organism in Eukaryota, Metazoa, Arthropoda, Insecta, Diptera, Muscidae. The coding region runs from base 44 to 1846 and encodes 600 amino acids. Gene Ontology annotation, biological process: regulation of dopamine secretion; calcium-ion regulated exocytosis; regulation of calcium ion-dependent exocytosis. The record is from RefSeq and is a predicted model, not a curated record. Gene Ontology annotation, molecular function: calcium ion binding; calcium-dependent phospholipid binding; phosphatidylserine binding.
UCACCGUGUUUACCGUAAAUUUGUCAAAAUAUUUUCUCAAAUAAUGAGUGGUCUUGGUCCAGCUGCAUGCUGGCUUGCCCACAAACGUAUCGAAUCAUGGUCGCGCAUGGCCAAAGAACGUGUCGGUGCGGUACGUAAAGUUACAUUAGAUCGUAAUUCCGAAGAGGCGCCUUCAACAUCACAACAACAGCAACAACAACACCAAGCGAGUAGCAGCAGCAGUAACAGCAAUCACUCGACCACAAAUGCCAGCAGCAGCAGUUGCAUCGGCAGCAAUGCCAAUGCAACAUCGUCGCACACACCACCGCUAUCACAGCCAAUGACACCGCCGCCAUCGGCAUCAUCGAUAACCUCAAAUACGAGCGGAAUAUGCAGCGUAACGGAUAGUUAUGAACUGCACACGGAUUCGGAACAGGUGGGAAUUGCAAAAAAAAUUGGAAAUGAAUCGCAACACAUACAGCCACAAUCAAAUUUGGGUUCUUCGCAUACGGUCAAUGCCGAUGUAUUGCGUGGUCCAUCGGAGGCAUUGCACAGUCCAUUACAUUUGCAUCAUCAGUCGCGUUCCUUUCCGCCAAGACUGCAACGGACACCCUCGAUAUCUAGCCAAUCCAGUGUAGAUAGUGCACCAUCAAGGCAAUCGUGUCAUCGUGGUUCCUCGCCACAAAUUCGUACCUUUGGUCCAGAUGGCCGUAGUUCAUUGCCUUCGGAACCGAUAUUUCCCUAUUAUUUAUCCCGUACCCCCAGUCCAAUGCGCACAAUAUCUCUGGAUGCCCGUGCAGCCAGUCAGAUAGCAGCCGAAGUCGGCGAUUUACGCACACCAAGUCCUUCACAGAAUAGCUUAAACUCCUUGUCUAGCAUACCGAAUACUUCGAUGACUUCACCACAUGGCAGCAAACAUUCGGGACGUUGUAUUUCACCACUUCUCAUACCGCCACGAAUACAACCCAAUUCGGACCCCAAUAUUGGACCAGCUUCUCCAUUGGGCGCCAUACAACCUGAUCUCUAUCGUGGACCAGAUGGACCGAUAUAUUUGAAUGCCCCAGAGAACAGUCCAGCAUUGGGGCGUUUACAUUUGAGGGUUAAAUACGAUUAUCAUUUAUUUGAUUUGACCGUGCAUUUGAUUGAAGCUCACAAUUUGUGUCCCAUUGAAGAGGGUGGUUUUCGGGAUCCUUAUGUUCGUCUGUUGCUUGAACCUGAAGUCGAUAAACGCAAACGUCAAACUGUCAUCCAUCGCGGCGAAUCGAAUCCCUAUUUUGAUCAACAUUUCAAAUUUCCCGUAUCGCGAGACCAGUUGCAGGGCAAGGAGCUAAUUUUACAGGUUUUGGAUUAUGAUCGCUAUUCGCACAAUGACAUAAUUGGAGAGGUACGCAUAUGUAUCGAUAGUUUAGAUUUAUCAAAAUCGGUGGAGAUUUGGGGUGAUUUAUUACGCACAAAAAAACCACCAGAGGAUCGUCCUGAAUUACUUUGUUCUUUGAAUUAUUUACCACAAGCGGAGCGUUUAACUGUUGUCAUUAUGAAGGCGAAAAAUUUGGAUACCAUUCAGGAGACAUAUGUGAAGUUAUAUUUGAUUCAAAAUGGAAAGCGGGUAAAAAAACGUAAGACCAGUAUUAGCAAAACCGAUGACCCCACCCAUCCGACAUGGAAUGAACCUUUCACCUUUAAUUUACAGUCGUCAUAUUUACACAAUGCGGCCAUUGAGAUUUAUUUAGUUACAGCUGGUGGUGAGUCCCAGGAAAUCGGCAGCAUUGGUUUGGGACCACAAGAAAGUGGUACAGGGUGUCAACACUGGCAUGAUAUGAUUAAUAAUGCCCGAAAACCAACAGCUAUGUGGCAUUAUAUACGUUAAGGCUGAUAGCCAAACAGACACAUACACAGACAAAUCCUAUUACAACAAAUAAAUUGCACAAAUAAAAUAUGCCAUAGAAACGCAAACAGAAAAGAACAGCAACAAAAUAACAACAAAUAUAACAAGUAAUUUAUAUAGAAUUAAAUAUAUUUCCAAGGGAUAACAAAACAUAUAGAAUAUAUACACAUAUGUAUGUAUAGUACGAUAUAUAAAUAUGACGAUGCCAGCUGAAAUGGAAAGGAACUCAAGUUUCAUUUCGAGAAAAAGUCUUAGCAUGUCCGAAGAAAUAUUCUGUUUUUUCUUUUUUUCUGCUAUCCAUUGAAAAGCACUCAGAGGAGUUUUAUCUAUAGAAGACCUAUCAGAGGCCUUAGCGCUUUCAUUUCACAUCUCUGUAAAAGGCGAACACAGAUCUUCUACACAAAAAAGAUGCCUCUGAAAGUUUUUCCUUGAUUUAAGAUCUGCAAAAAAAUUUCUUUGCAUAGGAUUCUUGUCAGAAGUUUUCUUAGAGAAAAUCUGAGAUCUUCUAUCCAUAGAAUACGUGCCAGUGGCAUUUGAUGAAGUCUUCUCAAAGGUCUUGAAUCCAUAAAAAAGGUGCUUAUUUUCUGCCAGAGGUUAUCUAUCCAUAGAAUACCUGCCAGUGGCAUUUGACGAAGUCUUCUCAAAGGUCUUGAAUCCAUAAAAAAUUAGAGGUCUUUAUUUUCAAAGGUCUUAGAAGACUUCACUGACGGUCACUGAUAGGUCAUCUAUGGAUAGAUAACCUCUGGUAGAACUUCUAUUCAUAGAGAACUUCUAUUCAUAAAACACCUGUCAGAGAUCUUUUAACCAGGUCUUCUAUCCAGAGGAAACCACCCAGAGAAGUUGUAUCCAUAAAAUAUCCAUCAGAGUUCUUAAGCGCUCCAUCACAGAUCUUCUACACAAAAAAAAGUUGCCUCUGAGGGUCUUUUCUUCACCGAAGACCUUUAAAAGAUUUCCUUUACAUAGAUUUCUUGUCAGAAAUUUUCUUGACGGAAGUCCUGUCCGAGAUCUUCUGUCCAUACAAGUCCCAUUCAUUCUAUUCAUACAAUUCCUGCCAGUAACCUUUGAUGAAGUCUUUUCAGAGGUCUUAAAUACAUAAAAAAUCAGAGGUCUUUUAUCCUCAAAAGUCUUAGAAGACUUCAUUGAAGGCCACUGACAGGUCUUCUAUGGAUAGACAUCCUCUAGCAGUUCUGUAUAUAAAAGACCUAGGGUAGGUCUUGUCUGAAUAGAAGAUCUCGUGUAGGAAUUUCUUUAAGAUUACUUUUGACAAGAUUUAUAUUCCUGGAAAAUUUCUCAGAGGUCUUCUAUCCAUCGAACACUUUCCAGGAAUAUUUAACCGUAACCAACAAGUCUAGGAAGUCUUCGAUGUAUAUGAUUAUUCGAAAAGAAAGUUAUCCACUUUUGCAUUUUAGCUGGCACCUUCAACUUAGUUUAUAAUCUAAAAUAAUAACUAUUUACAAAGAGUCAUAUAACAACAGAAACUAUUAAAUAAAAUCAAAUUUAGUAUACAAGAACAACAACAACAACUAAACAACAAAAAUACCUUAAAAUCAAAGAACAACAACAAAACAAUGAAAACAGUUGUCGCACAAGGCAACUAUGAAAAUUGAAAUCAAAAUAGACAACAAUUGAAACGAAAACUGAUUUUGUUGUUAUUUUAUAACGAAAACAAAGACGAGAAAAAGCAACAACAAAAAAGAAUGAACAAAAAUGUUAACAAUAAAUGAAAUUUACUUUAAAAAUCCAAAAAAACCGAAAACAACAAAACAAAUACAUAUUUUUGUCUUUGACAGUUAGAAGAUCAUAGAAAAAUUACAACAGUCCACUUUAACAAAAAAAAAAAAACUAAAUAGAAAAAUUAAUUUUAAAUUUUAAUUACAAUUAAAUAUAACAAACACACACACCAGCACAUAAACAACUUUGACAGCAAUCUAAAUUAGGCCUGAGACAAUUCAAGAAUUUCCGCCUAAAACUAGGCAACAAUUUCACUUCUUAUAUUAAACGAUCAAUGAAAAGAAUAAAAUAUGAACUUUUCCAUGUGAAAUGGGAAAGUAAAAUUAUUUUCAGAAGCCAAAAUGCCAGACAUAGAACUACCAUAGUUUGAAAAACUCAUAGAGUUAAUCGAUCUUAAAGACAUAUCUCCGCCAUACAUAGGAAAACGUAGUAUUGUUUUGUAUGUAAAAGUCUUCUAAUUUUCUAUGGGAAACUUCCGCUUGCUAUUUUAUCAGAAGACUUAAAAAGUAGUGGUCUUUGAAUCGUACAACUUGGAAAAAGCAGUCAACACUCUAGCAGAAGCAUCAUCCUCACCUUCUUCUUUGUCAUCACUUCCUGUUUUAUCAUUAGUCCACUCAAUGACUUUGCGAACUCACUUGACACAUUGUCCUCGCAUUUCGGAGGGAACACUUAAGAAUUAUCUGUGGUUAGUUAUACAUACCCAGAACUA